Corapipo altera (White-ruffed manakin) is the source of this 4656-nucleotide messenger RNA. RefSeq names its product receptor interacting serine/threonine kinase 1 (gene RIPK1). The record is from RefSeq and is a predicted model, not a curated record. Bases 893 to 3049 code for a protein of 718 amino acids. Lineage: Eukaryota; Metazoa; Chordata; Aves; Passeriformes; Pipridae. Gene Ontology annotation, biological process: signal transduction; protein phosphorylation. Gene Ontology annotation, molecular function: protein tyrosine kinase activity; protein binding; JUN kinase kinase kinase activity. The transcript has 11 exons.
UUUUACCUCCUGAGGGACAUGUUAGGCAAGAGAGCAUCACAGCUUUCCCAGAGGCUUAAAAUUAAUCUGACAUCCACUGGGGUUUACUUAUUUACCCAUUUCAUAGAUACCCAAACGCUCUUUUUGUCUUGAUGCACUUAGGAGUUUCUAUAAGCCUUCAAAAUUUCUUUGUUCCUCUUCUUUUUGAGGGGUGGAGGAGAAGUUGCCAUGCACCCCACCAAAUUCCUUCCUAGCACUUGUCUCCUUAAAUUCAGACAGCUGUGAAAAUAAGUUUCCCACAGAAGCUGGGUUCUUCAUUUCACCCUCCAGAGAACACUUUUGUUUGGUUGUUUGGUUUAAGCUUCGAGCAAACUCUUUAGAGCUGUGUUUUCAAAGAUGCCUAAAACAUGGCUUAGAGUUAUAUAAGUAUCUGGGCACCUGACAGGCCCAUGUCAAGGCAAUUUAGAAAGUGAAAUAAAUAUUUAUCAGAAUUAUUGGGCACUACCUCCCUUUGGGACUGCUGCCCUUGAUUUUUCAAGGUUUUGGGUUUCGCACAUAUGAAGUGUAGGGACAGUACCCAUCUACUGCAUAUUAUAUGGAUAAAACCUAUUUAUUAACAGCACUUUGAGAUCCUCAGGUGAAGUAAUGCUUUUACAUCAACUUAAUAUAACUGUAGUGGAUUGACAGGAUAAAUCAUUGUGAUCUUUAGGCAUGAUUCUGCAAGAACCACGGCAUCCUUGAUUUCCAACUUUGUUCAUAAGGGUCACAAGAGUUUAUGCUUACAUAUACACUUAUUUAGUGGAACAGCUAAAUGCCUGAUCAUGACACUUCUUUUUCCUCCUUUAUGCUACAGGUCCAGAAGCACUACGGUACUUGAUUUAGUUUUCAUUGCUAAGCCACAAAGACUGCAAACAUGUCUCUGGAAGACAUCCACAUGAACACCCAGGAUUUGCUUGAACAAAAACAAUUAGAUGCUGGAGGAUUUGGAACCAUUUCUUUAUGCUUUCACAAGAAACAUGGAUAUGUAGUAUUAAAAAAAGUGUAUACAGGACCACAGCGCACUGAAUACAACGUUUCCCUCCUUGAAGAAGGCAGGAUUAUGCGCAGACUGCAGCAUGACCGUGUGGUAAAACUACUGGGUAUCAUUUUGGAAGAUGGAAACUACUCACUUGUGAUGGAGUAUGUGGACCGGGGAAACAUGAUGAAAGUGCUACAGCAACUCUCACUGCCUUUGUCAGUGAAAGGGCGUUUUGUGCUGGAGAUCACAGAAGGAAUGCUUUAUCUGCAUGAGCAAGGCUUUGUACACAAAGACUUAAAACCAGAAAACAUCCUUGUGGACAGAGACUUCCACAUUAAGAUUGCAGAUCUCGGUGUUGCCUCCUUUAAGAACUGGAGUAAGCUAACCCAUGAAGAAACUGUCCGACAGAAGCAAAUCAAGAGCACUUGCCAGAACAAUGCUGGGACUCUUUUCUAUAUGGCCCCAGAGCAUUUACUCAGCGUUAAUGCAAAACCAGUGGAAAAAUCAGAUGUUUACAGCUUUGGCAUAGUGAUCUGGGCAAUUUUUGCUAACAAGGAACCAUAUGAAAAUGGUAUAAAUGAAGCCCAGAUUUGCUUUGGCGUCAUAAAUGGAAACAGACCAGACUUAAAGGAGAUCACUGAUAAAUGUCCAGUGGAAGUUAUUGACAUAAUGAAACAAUGCUGGGAGCAAGAGUCAGAGAAACGGCCAACCUUUGCAGAAAUUAGUGAAAGAUACAAGCCAUUUUACUACCAAAAUUUAGGAAAAAAUAUCGAAGAAGAUCUGAAGAAUUUAAAAAAAAUAUGGCCUGAGUCAAAUGAGCUGCUGAAUAGAAUGGAAUCCCUCCAAAUAGAUGCUGUACCAGAAGAUACCAGUAAUGGUGAAGUAGAUCAACCUAAUUCUCUACACAGCUCUCAAGGUCCCGAGACCAGUCACGUUAAUGAAGCCCUGUUUGCUGCCUCCCCCAAGAACCAGCCUGUUGAGAGCUGCGAGACCUCUUUUGCACCUGCUGAUAAUCUAGAAAGAAAACUUCAGUGUGAAUACAACUAUCAUGUAUUUGGGAGCCGGAUGGAUAAAGCAGUUCCACCUGUACUACACACCCCUGAAAUGAUAGAGGAAGAAAGGAGACGGAGAGUUUCCUGUGAUCCGUUUGCAAAGCCAUCUCCUACUUCCCAGAGGAGCGAACUGCAUCCAAGAGCUGAAAAAACAGGAUCAAACACUAACCCAUAUGUCUGGUCAAACCACCAUCCAAAUUUCUGGUCACAGGCAGGAUCAAACACUAAACCACAUGUUCGAUCAAACCCUGAUCCAAACUUCUGGUCACGGGCAGCUGCAACAGCACCAAACCAGGGAACAGUUUUUUAUGGGCCAAACCGUAACAGUCUUCUAACAGGAAACCCAGAGGAUCACUAUGGAUUGUGUUUAGCCAGUAACUUUAGCCUAAGUAAACCUCCUGUGCCAGAAUCUGGCCAAAACCUGCAGUCACAAACCAAUGUAAACUGGUAUUCGAAGAAUUCAGACACAGAUACAGGUAACAAGGAUUCCACUUCUUUCACAAGGGGAACUUUUGCAUAUUAUCCUAGCUCACCAGGAGUAAGCCCAGUCCCUUAUACAGACGACUCAAUCAAAUACAACAUUAGUAACAGCUCUGGAAUUCAAAUUGGAUCCUACAACCACAUGAAGAUUGAAGAGCACAAUCAGCACAUCAGCACUUCUCCUGCAGCUACAGAAGCAAAUUAUAGACAAUAUGAAGCAAUGGGUAUAUUUGAUGAUACUACUGUCCUGACUGCCAAACAUCUGAAUCUAGUGAGAGAAAAGUUGGCUAAGCAGUGGAAGCACUGUGCUCGGAAACUGGGCUUCUGUGAUCCCGAGAUUGAUGAAAUCGAUCAUGAUUAUGAACGAGAUGGACUAAAAGAAAAAGUUUACCAAAUGCUGCUUAAGUGGGAAAUGAGGGAAGGCUCCAAAGGUGCUACAGUUGGAAAACUUGCCAAGGCCCUCUUUGGCUGCCAAAGACUGGAUCUCCUUACUAGUUUGAUGCUAAUCAAGGAUGAAUAAUUUGACUGAGAACUGUGGGAAAGUGAGGGUAUUUUUUCCUGAAGACCUUCCAAUAACAAAUAAUUCUGAACAGACUUUCUGGAAUUCUCCUUCUUGCACAGACUUUUUGGAACAUAGUUUUUCUGCCAAGCAGUUUUCAAUGAAUACCUUCAGUAAAUCAAAAAGUUUAUGUCACGAUAUUUGGCCUUCCAAAGGAUAAAAUACAUUAAGCAUCUUCCUUCUGAAUAGAAUGAUUGUCCAGAGAUAACAACAACAAUGCAAUACAAAUAUUGAUUCAAGGAGAAUGUGUUACACAAAAUUUCUGGAUUCUACAUUCUGUCUUGAAACAUUUUGGGACCCUCGUUCAGUUCAGAACAAAAGCAUGUCAUUUCAACAAAGCAAUAUAUGAGUAAUAAUAUGCAAAAGACUGACCUACUUCUUGAAAAACUUGUACAGAAAAUUAAAUCAACUUAAAUUUUGCCAGAAGUGCCAAUUGCUUUAAGUCAAUAACAUUAUUUUUCAAAUAUUUUUAUAAUUUUUAUUAAAUACAUGUGUCUAGAAUUAUGCAGAACAGCAGCAAAAAUAAAAGCAAAAACUAUUUCUGGCUUUAAAAGGCUAUACUUGAUAUUUUACAGAUUAAUAUUGCAUUAGUUUUUUACAUUGUUUGGUAGAAAAGAUUUUACAUGUCAAGUUUCUUAUCUGCUUUAUGAAACAGUGAAAAAAUAAAUUCAAUCUGUAUUCAAUCCAAAGUAAGAACUCUGGAAUACAACAGCUUUGGGAAGGGAAAGGUGCCUUAUUACCUCUUGACAGAAGACCCAUUCUCCUACUCGCUCUUGGGGCUCAUAGUGACUAGAAUGUCACUAGUUUUUGAAUCUCUUGGACUGCAUUUAUAUUAGUGGAUUAAAUGUGCCUGGGAAUGUUUCUGGGUGCUGAGGGUAAGCUGGCAGGAUAGCAAAUUCUUUAAACCUCCAAAAUUUUGUGCAAAAGCUUUUUCACAGCGCUCAGGUUCUUUUGGGGAACACUGGAAAAACUCUGUAGUGUAAGUGAUGGUAUCUCAGUGCCUGGAGAUGUUCCUUGUCACUCUGACUUCCUGGUAUUGACAUUAUCUCAUUGUGCAAGAUCUGUGAAAGAAUUACUGAGCUGUAAGUUUGUAAGACUGAAGAAUAAUUAUGCAAAACCUUUCCGAGGAAGAAUGAUACCUCCUAUUUCCAUCAAAUCUACAAGUAUUUCCAACAGAUGUUUCAGAGCAGGUAAUUGUUUAUGCUGUAGAUUAAAGCAUUAAGUUUCAUUAGUGUUCAUAAAUGUUCAUUGUUAUUGUCAAAAAAGGCUAAUAAUUUACUGAAAGUGUAGUUAGAAUGGAUUUCUGCUCCUUGAUACAGCAGCCACCAUUUUAGUGGAAUCAAAAUGAAACUAAUCAAAGCAAGCAUCAACAUAUUUGUCAUCUUUAAAUCUACAAGGCAAUAGUGUAAAUGGCCCCCCAAAAUGGAGACUUUAGCAGAAACCUAUACAAAGAGCAUGUCAUCCAUUCAGAUACUAGAACACUUCUAUAUUUAUUGUUAAUGCACAUUAAACUCUCCUUUCCAUGGAGGGUAGCUUGGGAUGUAUCAGUAUGUACUAUGGUAAUACUU